AUUUUAAUCUAGAUUUCAAAAGAAACAAGCAAAAAAAACUUAAGAAUUUAUGAAAUCAAGAAAACAAAAUUUGUUUAGUGAUAUGUAACAGGUUGUGAUAGUUUAUUAAUUAAUUCUGAAAGCGAUAUAUCUAUUUGGCCAACUUAUUGUUAAAAUGAAAGUUUCUCUUGCUAUACUAAGCUUGUGUACAAUCUCAUUACACUUGACACCCUCAACGGUGGCUCAGAGUGCUGAGAAAAAUUAUUAUAGUCGACGAUAUGAUUCACUCGAUGUUAAUUUAAUCUUCAGAAGUUCAAGAUUAUUAAACAAUUAUGUUGACUGCUUAUUGGAUAAGAAACCAUGCCCACCAGAAGGCAAAGAUUUAAAACGGGUCUUGCCUGAUGCUCUACGAACAAGGUGUGCCCAAUGUACAAAGCUUCAAAAAGGAAAAGCCUUGGAUGUUAUCACGAGACUUUAUUAUCAAUAUCCAUCAAUUUAUACAGCUUUAGCUGAAAGGUAUGAUCCAACCGGUGAAUAUACAAAAAAUUUCGAAAACUGGUUUGAUGAACAAAACGCUGUGAAACCGCGACCACCAAUUCCACAAGAUCAAUCACAAUUUGAUGUACCUGACAAUGUUCAAUUAGGUCAAGCACCGGGAAUUGAGAAUGUUAAAAGAGACGAUAUAUCAACUCAACAAGCUGUUAGAAGAAGUCCAAACAUUGGAAACUCAAAUGUUCGACCGAAUCCAAAUGAAAUUCCAACGAAACGAACCAGAAUUCCUUCAACAUGGAUUACAAGUAGUACAACAACCACACGAAGACCUACAACAACUAGAGCUCCACUGAGAACAUCUUCACCGGUCAACAGACCCAUCACCGUUCGAUCUCCAUCUGUUACAAGCAGACCUCCACAACAAUCACCGCAGACAAAUUUCUUGUUUGAGAAUAUUUUUGCACCACGUCCCGAAGGACCAAUCACGAAAUCCAUCAACAGAUUUCUUGACACCACUGGGAAAGUCGUUAAUGAUUUUGCUGGAAUGUUUCGAACGACAUUUCAAAUCAUUACAGGAACCGGAUAAUUGACAUCUUAUAACUCUAUUAUAUUUAUGUAUAUAAUAUUUAUGUAGUGACUUCAAUUGUAAUGAUUCAUCAGAGUUGAUUAAAUAUGUAAGUCAUGUUGGUGAUUUUUAAAGAAUGACGUCAAAAAUGUCGGAAAUGAAGGUGCCUUUUUUAUCCAAUGAUUUGCAUAUUUGAUAUCUUUUUGUUAAAACUUUAUGAAAUGAACACUGAC
Messenger RNA from Clunio marinus, 1269 nucleotides. Lineage: Eukaryota; Metazoa; Arthropoda; Insecta; Diptera; Chironomidae. The record is from the annotation of a GenBank genome assembly.